Messenger RNA from Melospiza melodia melodia, 2461 nucleotides. RefSeq names its product multifunctional protein ADE2. The transcript is spliced from 9 exons. Bases 109 to 1389 code for a protein of 426 amino acids. Gene Ontology annotation, cellular component: cytosol. The record is from RefSeq and is a predicted model, not a curated record. Gene Ontology annotation, biological process: 'de novo' IMP biosynthetic process. Lineage: Eukaryota; Metazoa; Chordata; Aves; Passeriformes; Passerellidae. Gene Ontology annotation, molecular function: phosphoribosylaminoimidazolesuccinocarboxamide synthase activity.
CCGGGCUGCCCGCCCCUUCCGCCGGCCCCUUCUUACCCCGGCGGCCGAGCCCUGCGGUGUGCGUUCAGGUUCUCUUCUGUGCCCUAGGUGCCCGCGCCCGCCGCAGCCAUGGCCCCCGCAGCAUCAGACUUGAAGCUUGGCAAAAAAGUUAAUGAAGGUAAAACGAAAGAAGUGUACGAGCUGCCAGAUAUCCCGGGAUGUGUUCUCAUGCAGUCAAAAGACCAAAUAACGGCGGGAAAUGCAGCCAGGAAAGACCGAAUGGAAGGGAAGGCUGCCAUUUCCAACACAACGACGAGCUGUGUGUUUCAGCUGCUUCAGGAAGCUGGCAUCAAAACAGCUUUUGUCAGGAAACAGAGUGACACAGCGUUCAUAGCAGCUCACUGUGAAAUGAUCCCAAUUGAAUGGGUGUGCAGAAGAAUUGCUACUGGCUCCUUCCUCAAGAGAAACCCUGGUGUCAAAGAAGGAUAUAAGUUUUACCCACCCAAAAUUGAGAUGUUUUUCAAGGAUGAUGCUAAUAAUGAUCCACAGUGGUCUGAAGAGCAAAUAAUCGAAGCAAAAUUCUGUUUUGCUGGACUUACAAUUGGCCAGACUGAAGUGGACAUUAUGUCUCGUUCUACUCAAGCCAUUUUUGAGAUCCUGGAAAAAGCAUGGCAGCCCCAAAACUGCACUCUUGUAGACCUGAAGAUCGAAUUUGGUGUUAAUGUGCUGACAAAAGAAAUUGUUCUUGCUGAUGUUAUUGACAAUGAUUCAUGGAGACUGUGGCCAGCAGGAGACAGAAGCCAGCAAAAGGACAAACAGUCCUAUCGGGACCUGAAAGAAGUGACUCCUGAAGCACUGCAAAUGGUUAAGAGAAACUUUGAAUGGGUUUCAGAAAGAGUGGAGUUGCUUCUAAAAACAAAGAGCCAAGGUAGAGUUGUGGUGUUAAUGGGAUCUUCUUCUGACCUCAGUCACUGUGAAAAAAUAAAAAAGGCAUGUGCAACUUUUGGAAUUCCUUGUGAAUUAAGAGUGACUUCUGCUCACAAAGGGCCAGAUGAAACCCUGAGGAUCAAAGCAGAAUAUGAAGGAGAUGGAAUCCCAACAGUGUUUGUUGCAGUGGCUGGCAGAAGCAAUGGCUUGGGGCCGGUGAUGUCUGGUAACACUGCUUACCCAGUUGUCAACUGCCCUCCACUCUCAGCUGACUGGGGUACUCAGGAUGUGUGGUCCUCUCUCAGACUACCCAGUGGUCUUAGCUGUCCCACUACUCUGUCACCUGAAGGAGCUGCCCAGUUUGCUGCCCAGAUAUUUGGGUUGAACAACCAUUUAGUGUGGGCCAAACUGCGAUCAAACAUGUUAAACACCUGGAUCUCCCUGAAGCAGGCUGACAAAAAACUUAGAGAGUGCUCCUUGUAAGUCACUCUAACAAGUAACUGUUAUUGGUUACACAAUGAUAAUGGUGUGUGCAUUUUCAUUCAUAUUAGGAUUUACCCCUGGGUGAGCUCAGAAGUCCUGCAUCAUUUCUUGCAGAAGAAAGCAUUGUUAGAGCAGAAUAGGAAGUUUGUUGUGUUGUCAUCCUUCCCUUGUGUAUUUUUGAAUAUAACAGCUAAGUAGAGAUGGGGAAGUAGAACUUUAGGCACUCUUAGGUACUCUUUCUGUUGCUCCAGAAUGGUGCUGUUCUGCUUUUUAGCCUAUAAUGUUAACUACAGACUAUGUCAAGAGAAUGAUUUGGUACAAUCUUGAUAGAAUUCAACUAGUCUUCUGCAUUUCUGUAAUAGUAACAUUCUUAUAUAGUGUUAAUCUAUAUCUUGAACCUUAUUAACUGAACUGGAUUGCUGACAAAGGCCAGUGUUGAUGCUGUUCUGCUUGCAAUGAUGGUAUGCUUUCUUUAGCAAUAAAAUGGCAACAUAUACUGUAUUAAUAGGAAAAGAGUGUGGAAAAAUGUCUUAAGAGCCUGAAAUAAAUACAUGCCUUAUUUUAAAAAUGUAUAUACAUACAUGUAUCUUUUCAAAAAAAUGUGUAUGUGUAUAUUUACCCCAUUGAUAUCUGUUGGAAUGAUGUGAUGGAGUUGACACCAAUUUGCUUGUUCAUAACAAGCCAUAAAUACAAAUGGCUUGAGUGACCUGUAACUUGGCUUGUUGCCUGUUUGCUCUAACUCUUGCCAAGUCCAGGCUUUGUCCUUUUAAAGACUAGGCAGAUGUACCUUCAGUAGUUCUGUAGGGGCUGUGAUGAUGUUGGACUGUCUUCAUACACUUCAAUAACUAUAGCUAUUCUGUGUCUAUAUUUCCUCACUCUGUUUCUGUGGAAAUUUUACUGAACAGGGGAACAAAUACUAAAGCAACAAACUUCUGGGGGGAAAUCUAAGCAUGACUUUUUUGUCUUUGCACACACCAGUCUUCUGAGUAAGUAAGAUUCUAACAUAUAUGCAAUUACUCAAAGUAUGUAACACCUAUGCUUUUACAAUUCUAAAUAAACUAUUGAAUGCAAA